Molecule: messenger RNA, 1620 nt
Organism: Knipowitschia caucasica
Lineage: Eukaryota; Metazoa; Chordata; Actinopteri; Gobiiformes; Gobiidae
Source: the annotation of a GenBank genome assembly
AUGGCGGAGAUGGACCAGCUGUUAGACGAGAGCUCCUCUGCAGAGGCGCUCGUCAGUCUAAAGGAGGGUAGCUUAUCCAACUCGCUGAAUGAGAGAGCUCACAACACCCGUGGACGUCAGUCAUCUCUUACAAUGGACACACCAACUCGAAGUUCAAAAAGAAGCCGUUUGUUUCGAGAUGAAGAUGAACAGCCUCGUCUUCCUUCCCGAUCUCCUCGCAGAAGCCAGAGAGUUUCCACAACGCCACAGAAAUUUUCAAAUGUGACACCAGACAAGAAAACAUCACAAAAAAUUGGCCUGAGAUUGAGAAAUCUGCUCAAGCUCCCCAAAGCUCACAAAUGGUGCAUCUAUGAAUGGUUUUAUUCCAAUAUUGACCGACCCCUGUUUGAAGGAGACAAUGAAUUUUGCCUUUGUCUCAAAGAAUCCUUCCCAAAUCUCAAAACGAGAAAAUUAUGCCGGGUUGAAUGGGGAACAAUCAGACGACUAAUGGGAAAACCUCGCCGGUGCUCCUCUGCAUUUUUUGCUGAAGAACGAACCGCUUUAAGGCAGAAAAGACAAAAGAUAAGAUUACUGCAACAAAGCAAACUAACAGAUAUCUCUAACUGCAAAGACCUCCCAGAUGAAAUUCCCUUGCCACUAAUUAUUGGAACCAAAGUUACAGCACGUCUACGUGGGGUCCAUGACGGUUUGUUCACGGGGCAGAUUGAUGCAGUAGACACAAGUGCUGCUACGUAUCGUGUUACUUUUGACCGCAGUGGUCUGGGAACUCACACUGUGCCCGACUACGAAGUUCUGAGUAAUGAUCCCAAUGAGACCAUGCCCAUUUCAGCUUUUGCUCAAAAGCACAGGUCAAAUCGCUUCUUUCACAACAUCAUGACUCCUCCCAGAGGCCCAUAUCCACCUGCAACCACUCCAGUUCUUAUGGACAAUGAUGCUCUUCUGGACCAGUCUCCCUGGAAAAGCAAACUUACUGGUGCUGAAGGAGAAACCCUUGGAGGGUUUCCUGUCAAGUUUUUGGUCCAAGUGACAAGGCUUUCUAAGAUCUUGAUGAUCAAAAAGGAACACAUCAAGCACUUGAAAGAAAUGAACACUGAAGCAGAGAAACAGAAAUCCUACUCUUUGCCCAUUGACCUGGACUUCCAGAAGCGUUAUGCUACUACUGUGCUCGAGCUUGAACAGCUCAAUAAAGACCUUAACAAAGUAUUACAGGAAGUGCAGCAGUUCUGUUGUGAGCUUUCUCCAGACCAGGGCUUGGUGCCUGCCGACCAUCCUACAGAGCUGCGGCAGCGCUGUGAGGAGGAGGCCCAGCAAAUGGUGCAGCUCAGCAACUCGUUACAGGAUGGACAGCAGUGGGUGUCCAACUCUAGCCUCACACAACUAAUUUCUCGACUCACUGCUCUCCUGCUACAGAUAAAGUGUCUCGCAGACGGUGGGGACUUGAAUGCAUUUGAGUUCAAAUCUCUAACCGACUCUCUUAACGACAUAAAGGCAUCUAUUGAUCCCUCAAACAUCAGUUGUUUCCAGAAUAAUGUUGAGAUCCAUGUGGCUCACAUCCAGAGUGGACUUAGUCAACUGGGUAAUCUACAUGCGUUUGCUGCAAACAACACAAAUGCAGUCUGA